AUGCCACACUGCUAUGGCCUUGCCUCUCUCUGCCGUUGCUGUACGCUUCACACCACAUGCAGUAGGGGCGGAGGUGAAAAUAGUGGCGGUGCGACUAAGCGGGAGGUGCUCAAAACCCCAUCUAUUGUUUUCUUCGGUGGGGACAUCGUUUCGCUGGUGGCUCUCAAGAUGUUGCGUGAGCGGCUGGAGUGCAUUCGGGCGACAGAGACUGUUGCCGCCUCGGAUGCAGGAUUGAUGCCUCCUAGCCAAUCACACCUGGCAAAAACGGCGGAGGGCAAACAGCAGCUAGUCGUUGUGUGUCCCUUUUUACCUGCGGAUCCCAGUGUCAUUUCUCAACGUCACACCCGACAGUAUCCUGUGGCGCGCUACUGUGUUAAGCACAACAUACCAUUGAUACCAGUGGACCAUCCAACAUCGAUGGCGCGGAGUACAACGCUGCGGUACCUCCUUAACCCUUGGCGUGCUGGCGAGCAGAGCAGCAGUGCGGCGGGGAAGCAGGUGAUGAGAGGGGAGGAGGAAAAUCGGUACCUCUUGGGCCAACCACUGGAGGCGUUUGAUGUUGCUGUAGUGGUGUCGUUUCGUUACUUUAUUCCAAAGAAGCUGUUGGAGCGGCUGCCUCGCACUGUCAACCUCCACCCAUCGCUGCUGCCACGUUAUAGAGGCGCGAGUCCCAUUUUUGCCCCGCUCCUUCGCUGUGAUGAAGUUGGCGGGGCGAGCGUCAUCAAACUGUCGCCAGAGCAGCGUCUGAUGGAUUCCGGGGACGUGCUGUGGCAGAAGUCCAUGCCCAUUCCACACGACAUGAGCAUCCGUGAGUAUUUUCCCCGUGUCACAGAAAUGGGGGCGACGGGGCUGUGCGAGUGCAUUUUUGGUGGUGGACCCUCUGCAAGGGCGCCGGAGCAUGACUGGCGCGACGUGGAAGACGCGGAUGAUGCGGUGGCGAAAGCCUCGAUGUCUCCCACUUGUGACUGGCCCCGCACCUUCAAUGCCCGCUGGGUCUCCGCGUGGCCGCAGCGUUAUGACGUGCACUUCACGAAGGACCCGUAUCACGCCCCUCUUCUCCCCAAGAACAGGGCAGUCAUCCGCUGGGGCACCAUGACUGCCGAGGAGGCGUAUGGCACGUGGAGGGCUUUUGUGGGCGGAGAUUACUACAACCCAACUGUCAACGCCACGCUUGACAAGGGUGCAACACCGGUGCGGGAGCAGCUGCUGCACCGGUUGCUAGCUCGAGCGGCACGAGAGAUAAGGACACUAUCUCAUUAUAGGCAGUCUAAGGAUGGGACAACAGAACUGAGAGGAAACGAAGAGAGGAUCGGCAAGAAGGAUUUCUUUUUAGAAGGGGUUGGGGUGGUGAAGGAAGAGGCAGCAGAGAUGCCUUUGACGAUGGAACCUCACCCCAACCACCUUCAGCGACAUCUUCUUAUCAGCUGCACCUUUACAAAUGCUGUACACCCGAAGGACGUCCCUAGUGCCGUUAUUCGGGAGCUGCACCAGUUGGAGAAGGGGGAGGUUCCCAUCGUAACACGGAGCGCCUAUGAAGAAUAUCAGCACCAGCAGCAGGAGAAGCAGAAACAUCAGCAGCACUAUCGCAUGGGAGUUUAUAUUAAACCUGGCAGUGCAUAUUUCCCGAGAUCAGUUGACGAAAUGUGUGCGGUGAAGUGCCGUGAGGGAUGGUUUGUGUGGCAGGCUGCGGCGUUGAAAGGGUCGACUUCACAGCCAGCGGGCUUACUUUGCAAAGGUAUGGGAAUGAAAACUGGUGUGUUGUAUGUUGGUUUAUUCGUGGAGAAUAAUAAUGGAGAGAGCGAGUCUCCUGCUGUGAAUGUCUAA
Molecule: messenger RNA, 1824 nt
Organism: Trypanosoma rangeli
Lineage: Eukaryota; Euglenozoa; Kinetoplastea; Trypanosomatida; Trypanosomatidae
Product: putative methionyl-tRNA formyltransferase
Exons: 1
Coding region: 1-1824 (607 amino acids)
Biological process (GO): conversion of methionyl-tRNA to N-formyl-methionyl-tRNA; biosynthetic process
Molecular function (GO): methionyl-tRNA formyltransferase activity
Source: RefSeq, a predicted model, not a curated record